AUUCAUGUGAAAAGUCCACAAACAGCAGUUGGGAUCGAGAACAGUAGAAAACCCCACCACUGCCAAUAUAUUGAAAAGAAGUUGAAAGUUUGUGUCGGUUCUCAGUUGGAGGUUGGAUUUUUACCCUGACGGAUACUGAGAAUGAGCGCGCGCGCAGCUGGAGCGGCGCCCGUGAGGCGGCUGUGGGCAGGCCUCUUGGUGUUCGCAGUGGUGGCGUCCUGCAGUUGGGGAACAGCGUCUGCUCGAAGUGCACCGGUCACCCCAGCGCCUAAACUCAAGAUGCCAAGCCACCAAGCCUUUGCGAACGCCGGAAAGACAGCGGGUCUUGAGAUCUGGAGGAUCGAGAGCUUUGAGCCCAAGCCAUUCCCGAAGAAGGACUACGGAAAAUUCUACACUGGUGACUCCUACAUCGUUCUUUUUACCAAGAAUGUUAAGGGGUCUUUGAGCUGGGACAUUCAUUUCUGGCUCGGAAACGAAACUUCCCAAGAUGAAGCCGGCGCUGCCGCUAUACUGUCCGUGGAACUGGACGAUUCCCUCGGAGGAGCGCCCGUGCAGUACAGAGAAACCCAAGAUCACGAGUCACAACUGUUCCUGUCUCACUUCCCGUCAGGAGUGCGUUACAUGCCUGGUGGAAUCGCAUCUGGCUUCCACCACGUAGACAAGGACAAGGUGGAGAAGCGCCUCUUCCAGGUUAAAGGACGUCGCAAUGUCCGCGUUCGCCAGAUCCCUGUUGGAAUUUCCACCAUGAACAAGGGCGACUGCUUCAUUUUGGACGUGACCAAGGAAAUUUUCGUCUACUGCGGCAUGAACAGCAAGCGCCAGGAGCGACUGAAAGCAAUCCAAGCGGCCAACCAGGUCAGAGAUCAGGACCACGGUGGAAGACCAAAGGUGGAAAUCAUUGAUAACUUCAGCAGCGAGGUUGACGUACAGAAGUUCUUCCGCGAACUUGGAGGUGGAUCGCGCGCUGAGGUGCCCCCAGAGGCGACUGGAGGAGAUGACGAUGCAUUCGAAGCCACGCAGGACAACAAAGUCACUCUCUUCAAAGUAAGCGACGCCUCAGGAUCCAUGAAGGUGGACAAGGUCGGAGAGAAGCCUUUGAACCAAAAUCUUCUGCAGUCCGCGCAAACAGGAGGUGCUCAGGAUUGCUUCAUUUUGGACACAGUCUCGUCAGGUAUUUUCGUCUGGAUCGGGCGAAGCUGCAACCAGAAUGAAAAGGUCGAAGCCUUGAAGAAGGCUGACCAAUUCUUGAAGGACAACAAGUACCCCGCUUGGACAAAUGUGCAAAGAAUUGUUGAGGAUGGAGAGCCAGUGGCCUUCAAGCAGUACUUCAGCACUUGGCGCGAGAAGCGCGUUGGACGCUCGAUCGGCUCCGGACGAGUCUACGACAUGAAGCAAAUCUCUGAAAACAUGCCCGAGACCGACUUCAACCCCGCCUCCCUCCACGCUGAAAAGCUGAUGCGUCUGCUGGCCAAGAGCUCAGGUCGCGCGUUCGGGUUCAUGCCUGACGACGGCAAGGGCAAGGUGGAGGUCUUCCGCGUCGAGAACUUCGAACUCGCGCCCGUCACCAAAACUGCUCCCGGAUUCUUCUUCGGCGGCGACUCUUACAUCAUCAAGUACACGUACACGAAGGGAAACAGGGAGAAUUACAUCAUCUACUUCUGGCAGGGCAAGGAUAGCACCCAGGAUGAAAAGGCGGCGUCCGCUCUGCAUGCCGUCCGCCUUGACAACGAACUUGGCGGCAAAGCCACUCAAGUCAGAGUCGUCCAGGGCAAUGAACCGCGCCACUUCCUCCGCAUUUUCCAAGGUCGAAUGGUUGUUUUCAUGGGAGGUCACGCCAGCGGCUUCAAGAACUUGCGCGACCACGACACUUACGACACUGACGGCGUCAUGCUCUUUCAGGUACGCGGAACUUGCGCGGAGGACGUACGCGCCGAGCAGGUGGAAGAAAAGACUCGCUCGCUGAAUUCUGACGAUGCUUUCUACCUAGUCACUAACCAAAAUGACUACCUUUGGUUCGGAAAGGACAGUUCCCCUGAAGAGCGGGAGAUGGCCCGCACUAUUUCUGGUAUGAUGGCCGAGCCAGAUACUAAAGUGAUCGAGUUGGAGGAGGGUAGCGAACCCGACGCAUUCUGGAAGGUGCUCGGCGGAAAAGGACCCUACACGAGCGAACCCAAGGACGACGACAAGCCCCUGUUGGCGCCUCGUCUCUUCCACUGCUACAUCCCCGAGAAUGGAGGAAAACUCAAGGUCGAGGAAAUUGACGAUUUCGAGCAGGCGGACCUGAACCAAGAUGACGUCAUGGUGCUCGACUCUGGAGACGAAAUUUACAUCUGGAUCGGCCAGGACUCGUCUAAGAGCGAGCAGGAACAGUCGAUGAAGAUGGCGGAGGCGUACCUGAAAACCGACCCCACGGACCGCAACCAAGACCAGGCUCUCAUUUUCACUCUGCGCCAGGGCUACGAAAACACGUCUUUCACCUCGCUCUUCCCGUCUUGGAACCCUAACAUGUGGAAGGUAGCAGGACCAACUUCAGUGAGAGACAUUAUAGGCUUUUUUUCACAUUCCAGGAGAUGGUGAACAAAUAAAUGCUUU
Cloeon dipterum is the source of this 2592-nucleotide messenger RNA. RefSeq names its product Gelsolin (gene Gel). Bases 142 to 2577 code for a protein of 811 amino acids. Gene Ontology annotation, biological process: actin polymerization or depolymerization; actin filament severing; barbed-end actin filament capping. Lineage: Eukaryota; Metazoa; Arthropoda; Insecta; Ephemeroptera; Baetidae. The transcript is spliced from 19 exons. Gene Ontology annotation, molecular function: phosphatidylinositol-4,5-bisphosphate binding; actin filament binding. Gene Ontology annotation, cellular component: cytoplasm; actin cytoskeleton. The record is from RefSeq and is a predicted model, not a curated record.